Molecule: messenger RNA, 1825 nt
Organism: Paramecium pentaurelia
Lineage: Eukaryota; Ciliophora; Oligohymenophorea; Peniculida; Parameciidae
Source: the annotation of a GenBank genome assembly
AUGUCAGAAUCAUUUAAAGUAGUCAAUUAUGAAAGAGAAUCUAAAUAAUCAUUUUAAGAGUUUUUAUAAAUGCAUCUUAAUGAACCAUCAGAUCCACAAUUAAGAUCACCAACUUAAGAAAAUAAUUAUAAUUCAAUAAAGUAAAUAGGAAUAAAAAAAACUAUAAAAAGAGAAGAAUCUGAACCCAGUUUUAGAAUUACAGAAUAACCUAUUGAAAAUAAUGAAAAAAAUCUUACCUCUAUGUAAUCAAAAAUUUAAUUACUCAUUACUGAAAAUUCAAAGUUAAUUGAAAUAAAUUCUGGCUUAAUGAGAGAAAUAGAGAUUAUGAAACAAAAUAAUUAAUCUAAUAGAACACUUUUAGUACAAGAAUCACAAUAAAAAUUAAUGAAUUAUUAAUAAAAAGUAGUUCAACUUACUUAAGCAAAUGAAUAAUUAAGUAGUAGAUUGAUUGAUGAAUAAUGUAAAAAUAAAAAGGAAAUAGAAUAGAAAUUCUAAUAAAUAUUAUAAGAAAACAAAAAUCUAAAUGAAAUGUUAUAAACACGAUUAAAUGACAUAGAUAUAUUAAACAAUUAACUGUUAGAAAAAAAUGAUUAAAUUGCAUUAAUAAAUGAAGAAAUUAAAGUUGUUAAUGAGUAAUAUCAUAUUUAUAUUAUAGAAAAUGUAUGGUAUUGGAAUAAUAAAAAUAAGUCUUAAUAGCUUAAUAGUAAUAAUAUGUAGAUACAAUAAAAGAAUUUUAAAUAAAGGAGCAAUCAUUUAUGUAAUAGCUUUAUUAGGAAUAGACUUCUUAUUAAUCUUGUAUAGCAAAUUUAGAAUAAAAUUAUAAUUUACAAAUAAGUGAAUUAAGAAACUCAUUUUUGGUAAUUAUUAUAUUUGAUAAUAGAAAGAAAUUGAGUAAUAAUAAGAAACAAUUGCAUAAUAAUACUAAAAUUAUUUUAAUUAACAAAUUAUUGCAUUUUAAUAACAAAUCAAAACGAUAUAAUUAGAGAAUACAUAAAUUAAGGAUGAAUUAACAGAGAGAUCUAAGAUUUGGUCUUAAGAAAAAGAGAGACUUGAAAAUUUCAUUAAAAAUAUUCAAUAAUAGCAAUUAUAAAAAUAACAUUCCUAGGAAUCUAUUUAACAAUAAGUAAAUAUCAAUUAAAUACAACAAAAUAUAAAUCAUAAUUAAAAACCUUAAUAAUAACUUAAUUAGCAAACUCAAAUCUUAGAUUAAUAAUAGCUCUCUUAACCUUAAAAUUAAUAGUAAGUUAAUUAAAUUUAAAAUUAAUAAUAAUUAACUUAAGAAUAGAUACUUUAAUAAAAACAAGAAUUAAAAAAAUAAUAAUAUUACUAAGAGAUAUUAUAAAUUUAGUAAUAAUAAUCUUAAUUACAAUAAUAAUAAUAAUAAUAAAAGAUAUUAUAAUAAUAAUAAUAAAAUUAAACUCAUCAUUAAUCAAGUAACUAUACUUUUAGAUAAAAUACUUAAGAGGAUUCAAGAGAAGUAAGUCCUGAAAAAGAUGAUAUAUUUGUAAAUUUCGAUUAAAAAGUAAGAUUGCAUACUGAAAGUUAUGGAGAUAGGUAUGAAAAAACAAUACCACAAAGAGUUCCUUUGAAUGCUAAGAAUUAUCGAGUUCCCUAAUUACAUACAAUUACAAGAUACGAUCAAAAGCAAUACAAUUUUGGAGUAAACUAGCCUUAGUACUAUUAAAAUUCUCAAUAAAGAUUUAUGAUUAAUAGGGAUCCUCAAUAUUAGAGAUCUCAUUCUCAAUAUUAAGAAAGAGAAGAUAAACCUAAGAGUUAGCAAUAUCAAAAUUAAAAUGAAGGGUAUUUAAUACCAAAAAGAUAUUGA